UGUCGACCCUCCGGGACUAGCGCCCGCAAUCCUUUUCCCACAGUGCUCUGCGCCGUGAAGAAGCGGCUCCCGAGCGCUGGGGGCAUUUUGUGUUGGCUGGAGCCGGGGUAACAAGAUGGCGGCGUCGGCGGAGUGACAGGGGUACCCCCGGGGCGGGAGCCGGCGGCAGUGGUGGCAGCGGUAUCGCCGCCCUAACUCACCGCUCUCCUUUUCCAGCCCGCGACGUCGCCGCGAAAGUGAGGCAGCGGCGGCCGCCAGAAGCAAGUGGCCCAGCCUGGUUACCGUGAGAACCCCCUCAACAAUCUGCGGCCUGGCAAAAAGAAACCUGACAGCAGCGGUGAUUAGGUUCCCCUUGGCCGACUCUGGGCCCUGUAACGCCAAGAAAAGAGCCAGCGUUUUCUGCUUCCUGCCUCCCUCCGGAGCCUUGCUCCGUGGACGAGCCCUAGAGGUCUCCCGUUCUCCCCUUAGAGGUGUCGGGGCUUAGCCCCAGCCUCCAUCUUCGUCUCGCAGGAUGGCGAGCAGCAGCGGCUCCAAGGCCGAAUUCAUUGUCGGAGGGAAAUAUAAACUGGUACGGAAGAUCGGGUCUGGCUCCUUCGGUGACAUUUAUCUGGCGAUCAACAUCACCAACGGCGAGGAAGUGGCAGUGAAGCUAGAAUCUCAGAAGGCCAGGCAUCCCCAGUUGCUGUACGAGAGCAAACUCUAUAAGAUUCUUCAAGGUGGGGUUGGCAUCCCCCACAUACGGUGGUAUGGUCAGGAAAAAGACUACAAUGUGCUAGUCAUGGAUCUUCUUGGACCCAGCCUUGAAGACCUCUUCAAUUUCUGUUCAAGAAGGUUCACAAUGAAAACUGUACUUAUGUUAGCUGACCAGAUGAUCAGUAGAAUUGAAUAUGUGCAUACAAAGAAUUUUAUACACAGAGACAUUAAACCAGAUAACUUCUUAAUGGGUAUUGGGCGUCACUGUAAUAAGUGUUUAGAAUCUCCAGUGGGGAAGAGGAAAAGAAGCAUGACUGUUAGUACUUCUCAGGACCCAUCUUUCUCAGGAUUAAACCAGUUAUUCCUUAUUGAUUUUGGUUUGGCCAAAAAGUACAGAGACAACAGGACAAGGCAACACAUACCAUAUAGAGAAGAUAAAAAUCUCACUGGCACUGCUCGAUAUGCUAGCAUCAAUGCACAUCUUGGUAUUGAACAGAGUCGCCGAGAUGACAUGGAAUCAUUAGGAUAUGUUUUGAUGUAUUUUAAUAGAACCAGCCUGCCAUGGCAAGGACUAAAGGCUGCAACAAAGAAGCAAAAGUAUGAAAAAAUUAGUGAAAAGAAGAUGUCCACACCUGUUGAAGUUUUAUGUAAGGGAUUUCCUGCAGAAUUUGCCAUGUACUUAAACUAUUGCCGUGGGCUGCGCUUUGAGGAAGCCCCGGAUUACAUGUACCUGAGGCAGCUAUUCCGCAUUCUUUUCAGGACCCUGAAUCACCAAUAUGACUACACAUUUGAUUGGACAAUGUUAAAGCAGAAAGCAGCACAGCAGGCAGCCUCUUCAAGUGGGCAGGGUCAGCAGGCCCAAACCCCCACAGGCAAGCAAACUGACAAAACCAAGAGUAACAUGAAAGGUUUCUAAGCAUGAAUCAAGGAACAGAAGAAGCAGAGCAGAUGAUCGGAGCAGCAUUUGUUUCUCCCCAAAUCUAGAAAUUUUAGUUCAUUAUGUACACUAGCCAGUGGUUGUGGACAACCAUUUACUUGGUGUAAAGAACUUAAUUUCAGUAUAAACUGGCUCUGGGCAGCACUGGUGAUGCUGUGUCCUGAGUUGUAGCCGCUGUAAUUGUGAAUAUUAACUGAGAUAGUGAAACAUGGUGUCCAGUUUUCUAUUGCAUUUUUUCAAGUGGAAAAGUUAACUAAAUGGUUGACACACAAAUUGGUGGAGAAAUUGUGCAUAUGCCAAUUUUUUGUUAAGAUCUUUUAUUUUGAACUAUACUGCUUUGAGAUCUCAUUUCAGAAGAACGGCAUGAACAGUCUUCAGCCACAGUUGUGAUGGUUGUAAAUGCUCACAAUUGUGCAUUCUUAGGGUUUAUCCAUCCCUGGGGUUUGCAAGUUGUUCACUUAAAACAUUCUUAAAAUGGUUGGCUUCUUGUUUGCAAGCCAGCUGAUAUGGUAGCAACCAAAGAUUCCAGUGUUUGAGCAUAUGAAAGACUCUGCCUGCUUAACUGUGCUAGAAAUAACAGCAUCUAAAGUGAAGACUUAAGAAAAACUUAGUGACUACUAGAUUAUCCUUAGGACUCUGCAUUAACUCUAUAAUGUUCUUGGUAUUAAAAAAACAAGAAAAAAGCAUAUUUGUCACAGAAAUUUAGUUAACAUCUUAAACUGAACAUGUAUGUAUGUUGCUUAGAUAAAUGUAAUCACUGUAAACAUCUAUAUGAUCUGGGAUUUUGUUUUAUUUUGAAAUGGGAGCUUUUUUGUUUACAAGUUCAUUAAAAACUAUAAACUGUU
This is a messenger RNA of Balaenoptera acutorostrata (minke whale), 2475 nucleotides long. RefSeq names its product casein kinase 1 alpha 1 (gene CSNK1A1). The record is from RefSeq and is a predicted model, not a curated record. Gene Ontology annotation, biological process: peptidyl-serine phosphorylation; signal transduction; negative regulation of canonical Wnt signaling pathway. Gene Ontology annotation, cellular component: cytoplasm; nucleus. NCBI's taxonomy places the organism in Eukaryota, Metazoa, Chordata, Mammalia, Artiodactyla, Balaenopteridae. The transcript has 11 exons. Bases 512 to 1609 code for a protein of 365 amino acids. Gene Ontology annotation, molecular function: protein serine/threonine kinase activity; ATP binding.